AUGGCUCGCAGCGCCGCCGUGCUCGCGCUGCUCGCCACGGCAGCAACCGUCGACGGCCUCUUCGGCUUCGGCGAAAAAAAAACCGAGCGGCGCUCGUCCUUCGCGCACCUCAGCGACGCGCAGCUCGACGAGCGCAUCUCCAAGCUCGAGAUGUCCAUGCGGCCGACGAACGCGAGCGCCUGGGAGCCGCGGCGCCUGCGCCUGCUCGCGGACCUCAAGGAGGAGGUCGCGAGCCGCGAGCCGCGCGGCGGCGGCGGCGGCGGCGGCGGCGGCGGCGGCGGCGGCGUCGCGAUCUGGUCGCUCGGCCGGUGCGCGACGGGCACGUUCGCCGACUCCGUCAAGGAGUCGGCGGGUCUGGUCUACUGCAACAACCGCAAGGAGGGCUUCGGCUUCGUGGGCCUGUCGCCGGACCAGCUCGAGCGGUGCCUCGCGCGCGCGGCGCGGCGCCGCACGGCCGCGCUGACGCACGUGAAGCCGCAGCACCUGGUGAUCCCGCAGUCGCGGCUCCGGACGCCCGAGGCCUUCGCGCGGGCGCUCAAGGCCGCGGGCUUCCACGGCGUCGUGACGAUCCGAAGACAGAACCACCUCGCGCGGCUCGUGUCGAGCUUCGAGAACCGCGUCGCCGAGUGGGGCUUGCGCGACGAGCCGCGGAACCACUCGAAAGUCGAGCGGCGCGCGCUCAAGUUCUUCGCGGCGCCGUUGCGCACGAUGGAGUGGGAGGCGGCGAUCCUCGAGCGGGGCCACGCGGAGAUGGCGCGGCUGGGCAUGGCGGCCGUGGAGUUGGAUUUCGUCGACGUCGUCGCGCACGUGUGCGCCGCCGUCGCGGCGGCGCUCGUCGCGCUCGUGCCCGGCGCGACGUCGACCUGCGUCGAGCAGGUCUCCCACAUGGCCGCGUCGAAGCGCCACGAGGGCCUCGCGGGCCGCGUCGGGCCCUCCGCGGCGCGGCUCGUCGAGGACGCGCUCGCGGGGACGCCCUACGCGUGGAUGCUCGACCUCAAGGCGACGGCCUGGCCCGACGGCGCCCUCCGGCCCGAGCCCGUCGCCCACCCGGACGGGCCGCGGCCGCGCGCACUCCGCGGCGACGUCGUGUAA
Messenger RNA from Aureococcus anophagefferens, 1092 nucleotides. RefSeq lists its product as hypothetical. The record is from RefSeq and is a predicted model, not a curated record. Lineage: Eukaryota; Pelagophyceae; Pelagomonadales; Pelagomonadaceae. The coding region runs from base 1 to 1092 and encodes 363 amino acids. The transcript has a single exon.